CCAAAAAAUGACUAUAAUUUCAAUUAUAAAUUUAAAUAAAAGUAAGUUUAAAUAAAAACAGCAGAGUCUGUCGAAUUAUCAUACACAGCUGACUUCAUGUCAAACUUUCAGAAAUAUCGAUUCAAUGCAUCAUGUCUCAUCUAAAAACUAGCUAUAACAGUUGCGGCAAAUCAAGUCUGUAUAAACAAGUCUGAAUGGCUAACUGGUACCGAUAUUUAACGAAGUUGAUGAAAUUGUACGAAAAUGGCGCGAUUAUUGUACACAAUAUGGGCAUUGAUACUCAAUAGCUUAGGAAUGCCGAUUUUUCAAACGUGUUUCAUGGAUUUGACAGAGGACGAAUAUGGCGAGCCGCUGUUGUCGAGUUCGUUAAUUGCUUCAUUUUUGGUUGCAACGGGUGUCUAUGUUAUUGUCGUCAAUGGCACGAUAUUCCCCGAGUCCUUUCGAAAACCUAAACCCAGUUUUAUGUUCUUGUACGAGUUCCUCGUGACAGCAUUUUUCAUGGAAUUCGUAAUCGACUGUAUAUGGACACCGAUAGACGUACUCGUUAGGAUCACGCUACCGAAAAAUCUUUGCUACGUAAUGUAACUUUUCUGCCGAUCUGUGUCAAUAUUGAUACCAUAAUCUGUCACGAAAAUUUAUGCGCUUGCAAGCAGAAACAUUUUAAUCGAUAUUUCGUAAAGCAUACACAACUGAGCCGCACCGAAGUCUAUACUUAUCAAAAUUUAAUUCGAGCAGAUGCUUAGUCGACUGGGAUGGGAAAACACCGCCGAGACAUUGAGCGCGAUAAAAUCGUCUACGACGCUUCUCACCAACGUAAUAGCCGCGACGUUCGUUUUGACGACUCUUCAUGUAACGAGAGCUGUAAAUUUCAAAGAGCUAACGUGAGUUUGGCUUCCUGAAGACCUGCUGGCUUUCUUUCGACGCUAUGAUGUUCGCUGUUAUCGUUAAUAUUGUAGUCGUGACGUUAUCGGGACAUUAUGCAAUUGCAGAUAACAGAAUAUGGAUUUUACAUUUCGAAAAUAGUUCCAAGUCCAGUAUAUAUUGGCAUUCUUACAUAACAUUGUCGAUGUGCUAUUUUCGGGUACACAUUUAUUUUCAUGAAAUACACGAUUUUCGUAACAUUAAUCAAUAAUCUGAAAUUUAGGGAUGAC
This is a messenger RNA of Odontomachus brunneus, 1151 nucleotides long. RefSeq lists its product as uncharacterized. Bases 244 to 585 code for a protein of 113 amino acids. The record is from RefSeq and is a predicted model, not a curated record. The transcript is spliced from 2 exons. NCBI's taxonomy places the organism in Eukaryota, Metazoa, Arthropoda, Insecta, Hymenoptera, Formicidae.